ACUAUAUUGCGUCCGAGUGUUUUAUUCUAUGUUACAUAGUCUAAUUUUCAUAAAGUCAAAAAUCAAUAUGGCCGCUCGCCGCUGUUUAGCAAUGAGCGAAUAGCUUUGAAGUUUCGUGCUACAUAAUAUAUCUAAUCGGGCGUGGAGUCGUGUUUGUUUGGUUAUAUAUUUAAACUUUACUACAAUGCGUCGCAGAAGCGAAAAAGGGGCUGGUAAGAAACCAAAGACCUCACCCGAGAAAAAAGAGAAAGAUAAACCAGAAAAAUUAAGGCGUACUAGGAGCAGGCGGAGGAAACAAUCUUCUUCUUCUGAUAAUGAAUCUGCAGGAGAAACAGUACCAACAGAAACUUCUGUUGUUUCUGAACCCUUACCGGAGAUUAUUCAAGCUGCUACGAAAGAGGAAAGUCCAGAACUGUCACAAGAGCAAGUUUGGCAUGUGAAGGCGGCAGAUACUUCUAGUGAUGGCGGCGAAAUUCAGAAAUUAAAGAUUUGUCUCACACGCCCUCCCUCUACCCCGGAACGUGUUGAUAGAUCCCCUCGCAGUAAAAGGAAGCAUUCGCGUGCCACAAGCUCUAGCGAUACCCCUAGUGUCGAUGACGAUGAGAAAAAGAAACCAAAAUAUCGAACGCGAAAAUCUACCGCAGAAAUAAUAGAAUCGUCAGACAAAAAUGUUGAUGAACCAGGAGAUGAAAUGGAAUCUAAGUCUGAAGUUCAACCAACAAAAUCCAGCUCUGAAAUCAGUCAGAGUAGUGAGGCUCAGAAAUCCAAAGAAUGCAUACCUGAUGAAACUCCCAUGUCUACUACAAAUGAUGAGGUCAAAGAAAAAGUUGUUUCUGAAGACAAUAAUGAAGAGAGUAUCAAUACAGGAGUUGAUGAAAAACAAGUUCAGGCUCAAACGUCUGAUGCUGAUACAACUGUUGCAUCACCAAAACAAGAGGAGGCAGUUAUAACUGAGACAAAAAGUCCAGAAAGAAAAAGAAGCCCUUCAUUGGAACGAUCCGAGGUUUUGGAAUUGCAUGCUGAAGAAAUAAGGUGUGAAUCUUCAGAAUUAAAGGAACCUCAGGAAGAUGACUCAAACAAUCCAGGUAUAUUGCAAAAGGAUGCAGAAACUUCCCAAAAUUGUAGUAAGGUAAGUAUAAAUGAAGCUGAAAAUGAGGUUUCAGAACAAAAAGAGUCUCCUUCUGAGGUUCUUACUUCUGAUAGUAAAAAUGAUGUUGUAGAGAAUAACUAUGAAGAAAAAUUAGAAUCCAGCAGUAAAGUCGAGACCAACAUUGACGAUUCUGUGACAAAUAAAGUCACUUCAAAAGAAGAAAUAAAAAUGGAGGUUGAAGCUGCAAAACCAACAGAAGAUGUAAAAGUGGAGGUUGAAGCUGCAAAACCAACAGAAGAUGUAAAAGUGGAGGUUGAAGCUGCAAAACCAACAGAAGAUGUAACUAAUGGGCAAUCUGCUCCACUUGUUAUAAACAGAAAGAGGCGUUGGGGUUCACGACCAGUAAAAUUACAAUCUCAAAAGUCGAUAACAAUUUCAACUGAUGUUCUUAAAGAAAUAAUACCAGACGUCAAGCCCACUGAAUUUGAGGAAGUUAUUGAAGAGAGAAAACAUAAAAGAAUUGAAGUCAUAGAAAAAAUUGAAAGACCAGUGUUGCCAAAAAUAGUAAUUGACAAUACAGAAAAUGUUAAUCACAAGAAAGACGUAGAUGAAAAAGACAAGGAAAAUAUGAGAAGUUGUGACACACAAAUAGGUUCAUCAAGAAAAAUUUCCAUUGUAAAAGAAAAUGAUAGUAUUAUUUCAAAGCCACCAAGUCCACCGAGACACCAACAAUCAAAUAUUCUUUAUAUCACCAAUCUGGUCAGACCUUUUACUUUACCACAAUUGAAGAAUUUAUUGCAACGGACAGGAAGAAUUAUUGAGAAUGGCUUUUGGAUUGAUAAGAUUAAAUCAAAGUGCUUUGUUAUUUAUGAAAAUGAAGAACAAGCCGUUGAAACAAGACAUGCAUUGCAUGGAGUGACAUGGCCCGUAUCUAAUCCUAAGUCUUUGCAAGUGGACUUCUCAACACAAGAAGAUUUUGAUAAGGCAAAAGCAAAUGAAGAUAAGAAUAAUGCUCAGGCCUCUACCAUUCCUGGAACUGUUGAAGAUUGGCUUCGCGAGCAAGACAUGAAAAGAGAAAAGGGUGAAGCGGACAGACCAUGGGAGAGGAAGGCAGCUAUGCGGGAGUGGGACUUAGGGAAGAACGAAAAGAUUAAAGAGAAAGAAAAACACCCCAAAGAAGAGAGACCAAUUGAUAAGCGGAGACAUCGGUCACCUGAAAGAAGCCCUGAACCAGCGCGGAAAUUUAAAAAGAAGGAAGAAGAAGCACCUGCAAAACUUUUAGACGACUUGUUCAGAAAAACUAAGACCACUCCUUGCAUAUAUUGGCUUCCACUCUCUGCUGAAACGAUCGCAAUUAAAGAGGAGCAGCGACGGCAGCACAUGGCUGAAUACGAGCGACGAAUGCACGAAUCUCGGCGUCCGCCUCGCAGACAUAAAGCCGUCAACAAGUGCAUCACAAUGAUUGGCACGUUGUAUAUAUGGGUGGCGUUGCUGGCACUUACAGCAGCGCAAGACCCGUUCACGCUUGAGGACUUUGUCUCUGGCUCUUUUUCCCAACGAGGAUUCACUGGAAGAUGGAUAUCAGAUACGGAAUUCACAUUUACCGUGCCAGGAGAGUCCGGUAUUUAUGUGUUUGACGUUCCGACGCUCCAACGCCGAGUACUCGUUCCUGGAGAACUUAUGGGUUUCUUAAACACCAAUAAUCCAAUAUUAUCAGCGGAUAGAAGUUACAUUCUGGCACCAAGUGAAGUAGAGUCUGUGUAUCGUUAUUCAACAACAGCCAAGUACACUCUGUACAAUAUCGAAACACGCGGCGUUGUGAAUGUUUCAAACCACGACCGCUUGCAGUUGUGUAUAUUUGGUGGAGGCCAUUCUCUUGCGUAUGUUCUAGACAACGAUUUAUAUUAUUUACCCGAAAACUCGACAGAGGCAAUAAGGAUCACCGAUGAUGGUAUACCCACAGUUAUUUACAAUGGACACGCGGAUUGGGUGUAUGAAGAGGAUGUCAUGUACACGGGACAGGCCACUUGGUUUUCGCCGGACGGCAGCUAUUUGGCGUUCGCGAGUUAUAAUGACACCCAGGUCGGGACCUAUUCGUACUAUUAUUACGAAGACGAAAGCAAUCCUGACGACUUGUAUCCAAAAUUGGUUGACUUGAAAUAUCCCAAGGUCGGCGACACAAACCCAACGGUAACUCUACGUGUGGUAGACUUACGGAAUAUACAGACUACUGGAGUUAAUUUCCUUGUUCUCGAAGCUCCAGUGGAAGUUGGAGAAGACCAUAUUUUGGGAGGAGUAACUUGGCCGACCGCUAAUGAGAUUGCAGCACAUUGGUUGAAUAGAAGGCAAAAUAAGACUGUAUUAAGGAUUUAUAAUGUACAGACUAAUCAGUUCGAGGAUGAAGAACGCGAAGAACAAGACGGCUGGGUGCCGAUCGCCUUACCUCGCUUCAGUAGGGCUGGUGAUUUCUACGUAUCCACACGCUGGUCAUUGGAACAGGCAGAUGGACACGCGUGGCAGCAUCUGUAUGUGACUAUGAGGGUUAAUGGAAGCCAAGUCUCCAGCUCUGUUACACCCGGAGCCAGGACUGUGAACAAUUUCGUUGGGAUGGAUGAGGAUAAUUUGGCCUACUACUACACAAGCACAAUACCGGGUAGUCCAUGGAGGUCAGCUGUCCACAUAGCGGGUUCAAGGAUCGGCUGUUUGUCCUGCGAGAUAGAGAUGCCAGAAGGUGGAGCCUGUACUUGGGCCACAGCUACUGCCAGUUUAGGAGGCACUUACCUGACUAUCACUUGCAGUUCUACAAAUGAACCGUCGGCUACCUAUAUAUACCAACCAUUGACUCAAACUAUCUUGUACAACUGGGAGUUAAAUGACCAAUUACGGGUCAACCUCAGGAAUAAAGUUAAGCCAGGGUCCAUCAUUACAACCGUCCCACUUGCGAACGGGUAUCCGGCACCCGUGAGGCUAUUUCUACCCCCAGGAUUAGAUAUUAACAACACCACGAUUAAAUACCCCUUAGUGUACUACGUGUAUUCUGGACCCAACACCAACACAGUUUACGAUACAUUUACAGUGGGAUACCAUUCGUACUUAACUACAAGUCGCAAUACAAUCUACAUGUUGGCUGAUGGAAGAGGGGCGGGUCUCAACGGUAAAGAUAUGCUAUUUUCUAUCAACAACCGCCUUGGAACGGUUGAGAUUGAAGAUCAUUCUGUUAUUUUAAAACAAGUACUAGACCGCUAUCAGUUCAUAGACCGAAGCCGUGUGGGUAUUUGGGGUCACAGUUAUGGAGGCUACGCGACCCUUUUAACCCUUCUUCAUGAUGAAGAGAAUUUAUUCCAAUGCGGGGUCUCUGGAGCACCUGUAACUUCGUGGCUGUAUUAUAAUACAAUGUACACGGAACGAUACAUGGGUCGACCAACUCCCGACGAUAAUCUAGAAGGCUACCAGCGAGGUGACGUCACACUUCUAGCAGAGAAGCUGCGCGGACGCAACUUCUAUUUAAUGCAUGGCAAUGCGGAUGACAACGUUCAUUACCAGAAUGCAGCUAAGCUCAUGAAGGCGUUGCAAGAACGGGAUAUUCCAUUUGAACAAAUGUCAUAUCCUGACGAGGCGCACAGUCUUCGAGGUGUCAACAGGCACAGAUAUAGAACCAUGAAUGUCUAUUGGGAGAAGUGCAUUGAGAUGCCGAAAGAAGAUUAGAAAUAAGUUUGAAAAUAAAUUUUUAUUAUUA
Messenger RNA from Pieris napi, 4826 nucleotides. RefSeq lists its product as uncharacterized. Gene Ontology annotation, molecular function: dipeptidyl-peptidase activity; RNA binding; serine-type peptidase activity. Gene Ontology annotation, biological process: proteolysis. The record is from RefSeq and is a predicted model, not a curated record. The transcript has 21 exons. The coding region runs from base 185 to 4795 and encodes 1536 amino acids. Lineage: Eukaryota; Metazoa; Arthropoda; Insecta; Lepidoptera; Pieridae.